UGCUGGUGCUCGGAGCAUUAUUAAAGCUGCUUUGUGGUUUUGCAGUGGUACGCAGCUCGAGGCACAUGCCAGAUGAUCAGGGGAGGAAUACAGGUCCCCUGAGAGCAAGUCAUGUGACCAGCCCAUGCCACGUGACGUCAGCGGCAGAUGGCAUGGGUACCAGCUCUGGCAGUUGGCAUCAGUGUCAUUUCUCUUAGCGCGAGACAAGGAGAACAGUGGGGAGGUGAGAAAACCGCACGAGCUGUUCACCUGCUAAAACACCACGCCGGGAAAAAGAAAGUUCAAAAUAGGAAAUAUGAAAACUGUCAUCUGACACCAUCAUAUUCCAGUAAGAGCACAAUGCUGACUCUUCCCUUUGAGGAUCCCGUCAUAAUGGACACUCAAUUCGGGGCAAACUUUCCAAGGGACUGCGUGGGAGACUUGAAGGGCAAUAAACAAGAGCCCUUCGAGAAGGAGGAGACUCUGUCCCAUGUGAUGGACGAUGAUGAUUCGGAGAAGGACGAAGAUGAACGGGAGGAUGGACAAGACGAGAACGGUCUGCCUCGGAGGAGAGGACCUCGGAAAAAGAAAAUGACCAAAGCUCGGGUGGACCGGGUCAAGGUGAGGCGCAUGGAGGCCAACGCGAGAGAGAGGAACCGCAUGCAUGGUCUGAACAAUGCCUUGGACAGCCUGCGCAAGGUGGUGCCGUGCUACUCCAAAACUCAAAAACUAUCAAAAAUCGAAACCUUGCGGCUGGCCAAAAAUUACAUCUGGGCGCUCUCUGAGAUCCUGAGCACUGGGAAGAGGCCUGACCUCUUGACCUUCGUUCAGACCUUGUGCAAAGGGCUUUCUCAGCCCACCACAAAUCUAGUGGCCGGGUGCCUGCAGCUGAAUGCAAGGAACUUCAUUCCGGAUCAGAUCAGUGGUGAGGCGUCUUUCUCCGGUAGGUCACCUUAUGAAUCAGUGUACUCAACCUACCACAGUCCCAGUGUGGUGACGCCUUCAGGACCCUCCGUUGAUGCCGUCAAACCCUUCAGGUCGUUCAACUACUGCAGCUCCUACGAGUCUUUCUACGAAAGCGUGUCGCCGGAAUGCGGAAGCCCUCAGUUUGAGGGUCCCCUAAGCCCUCCUAUUAACUUUAACGGAAUCUUUUCCCUCAAGCACGAAGAGCCGGUUGAGUACGGCAAGAGCUGCCACUACGGCACGCGCUACUGCGCGGUUCCGCCGCGCGCUUCCAUCGGCCAGAGCGCGCGGGGCUCGUCGGAUCUCCAUUUCCCAUAUGACAUUCACCUUCGCGGCCAAUUUUACCCCGUGCAAGACGAAUUAAACACUUUUCAUAAUUAACGAGAUGAGAGAGAAAGUCAUAUGUGAGUGAAAAUGCAGGACGUUCAAUCGCACAUGUAUUAUUUAUUAUAAAAAGCGCCCGUCUCGGAUUCUGGGUUUGGGCCAUCGGAUGUUUUAUUAUUUAUCAUUUUUAAUUAAAUGGAAAAUGUGCUUACGGUGUUUCUAAACAAUUUGUUUUUAUAACUUGAAAUUGUUCGCGUAUUCUUAUGGGAAAAAACAAUCCCCUUUAUAAUUGGAAUGUGAUUUAUUUAUUAAUUUAUUUAUUUUUAUUUAGUGAGCAUUUAUUGAUCUUACAAACACAAUCUGUAAAUAAAAACUAUUGGACUAAAAGGCGAAAUUUAAUUAUGAGGAUUAAGUCGUUCAAAUAGGCCUAUUUGCGAUAUAAAUUUAGGAAAAAAAGAGAGCAAUAAUAGGGUGCUAUGCAAUACACGAAUGCUCGAUCUGGCCUUUUAUAUAUCUUCAUAAUUUGUCUAAACAAUGUUAGCAGAAAUUUCAAAAUAUUGCUGUUUAAAAGACUUAAAAUGUCACCAUUUUUAUAUAAAUAAUUGUUUAUUGGUUUAUGUAAAGACUAACAGGAGAACAUGGAUUUUAUUUAUUUAUAUUUUAUCAAAUUUUUAUUCUUAAUGGUGAAAGUUUUGUGGUGUUUUUACACAGGGCACUGUUUAGGCUAUAUGGUGGUAAAUAAAUUGAUUCAAUCAUUGCCUAUUAGCCUAUUAUUAUUAAUUAUUAUUAUUAUUAUUAUUAUUAUUAUUAAUCAUAAUCAUAAAAACAAGAGGCUAAUAAUAAUAUUUACACUAAUGCUCAAAGAAAGCGAAGAGUCAAUGAUUGAAUUAAUUAUUCUGGUAAAGAACAUAUAGGAUACUAAAAAAUAUAUGUGGAUGUAAUUCUGAAAACGAAAUUAUAAUGGUAUAUUAACGAAUUGCAUUAUUUGUUUAUCUGUGUAACUUUAUAAAUGUGGACAAUCGAGUUUUCUGCAUCCUUUCAAUUUCCAAAUAUUUUAAAUAAUUCACCUGUGUCUGCGCGUAAUUUUAAGAGUAAGAUCACAACACGAUGAUGAUAAUGAUGUAAUUAUGCAACAGAUUGUUUGACAGUUCCGUCUUUUAUCAAAUAUUAAGUCGUCGAUAUAUUGGUGACAUUGCGUACAAUCGCGGAACUAUCACUGUAAGCAAAUGCAUUUGAAGCAUGUAAAAUCUCUAAUGGAAAGGUCUGUGUGGUGUCUAGUGAACUCAUGUCACGGGAAAACCUGCCUUAAUAUAUUUGUCAGCAUCAUUUAUGCAAUGUCAUCAUGGAUGUCUGCAGUGGUGAAUUCGUGCAUUCUGAUUUUUCACACCAAACGGAUUUUUUUCUGUGCACAAAUUAUUGAAUGCACUGAAACUGGUCUUUGUACACUGUCAAGCUGUUUUGUACAGUAAAAUAAAGUUUAAUUCAAUACAC
Messenger RNA from Danio rerio (zebrafish), 2757 nucleotides. Lineage: Eukaryota; Metazoa; Chordata; Actinopteri; Cypriniformes; Danionidae. The record is from RefSeq and is a predicted model, not a curated record.